UGCACAAUACCUCACUUCCUUAGUAGCUGCCAUUGCUGCGAGAGAGGGAAAUGCAGAGAAAAUAAAAUGGAGAGAGAGAUUAUGUCUGUAAAGACUGUGUGUGAGAAAGCUGGGAAGGAGGCAGGGAAAUAAGAACAUUUUGAGCAGCUAGGAGUGAAGUGAAGAUAUCUGUUAUCGGGACUUCAACUAGAGAAGGCAGUGCCAAUUCCAGCCAUAUGGCUCAGUCAGCUAACAGUGUGGACCAGGAUACGGCCAGCAAGAGGCUCCACUCAAGGAUGGAAGCGUCAUGUCUGGAGUUGGCUUUGGAAGGCGAAAGGCUGUGUAAGACCGGGGACUUUAAAGGUGGGACAGCGUUCUUCGAGGCGGCCGUGCAGGUUGGCACGGAGGACCUGAAGACACUCAGUGCCAUCUACAGCCAGCUGGGCAAUGCCUAUUUCUACCUCAAGGAGUAUGGCAAAGCCUUAGAGUAUCAUAAGCACGACCUGACACUGGCAAUGACAAUAGGAGACCGAAUAGGAGAGGGAAAAGCCAGCGGUAACCUUGGAAACACCCUAAAGGUGUUAGGCCGUUUCGAUGAAGCAGCAGUGUGCUGUAAAAGACACCUGGACAUCUCUCAAGAGCAAGGGGACAAGGUUGGGGAGACGAGGGCCCUGUAUAACAUAGGUAAUGUGUUUCAUGCGAAGGGGAAGCAGGAGCUCUGGGGCUGCACCCAGGAGCCUGGGGAUCUGCUUCCAGAUGUCAGAGACACACUACAGAAGGCUACUGGGUUCUAUGAGAUGAACUUGUGUCUGGUCAAAGAACUGGGUGAUCGAGCUGCCCAGGGAAGGGCCUUUGGUAACCUAGGCAACACUCACUAUCUGCUGGGAAACUUUGUGGAGGCCAUCAAGUUCCACAGACAGCGUCUCUCCAUCGCCAAAGAGUUUGGUGACAAAGCAGCUGAGAGAAGAGCUUAUAGUAACCUUGGCAAUGCUUUAAUUUUCCUGGGCCAAUUCAACACUGCUACAGAUCACUACAGAAAAACUUUGCAGCUGUCUCAUCAACUGAAGGACCAGGUGAUGGAGGCCCAGGCUUGCUACAGUCUGGGAAACACCUACACUCUUCUACAGCAGUAUGAAAGAGCCAUUGACUACCACUUAAAACACCUUCUUAUAGCCCAGGAGCUCACAGACAGAGUGGGUGAGGGCCGUGCCUGCUGGAGCCUGGGGAAUGCGUAUGUGUCUUUAGGGAACCAUCGUCAGGCACUGCAUUAUGCCCAUAAACACCUGGACAUCUCCAGCGAGAUUGGAGACAGGAAUGGGGAGCUGACUGCCAGGAUGAAUGUGGAGCAGUUGAUGGAGGCUCUGGGGGUCAGCGAGAGUGACCUUACAUCCUGCGGGUCAGAGUUUGAGAAGCAAGGAGCAAGACCUAAAUUUGCCAAGAGAAACAGCAUGGACAGUGUAGAGCUGUGGAAGUAUUCCUCAGAUAAGAAACAGUACAGUCCACUGGAUCCACCCGGGCCUUCCUCACUGGAACAUCAGAAACUAGGUUGUGACCCUUCUGAUGAGGACUGCUUCUUUGAUCUCCUGAGCAAGUUUCAGAGCAGCCGCAUGGAUGACCAGCGCUGCAACUUAGAUGAGACACAGAAUGGGGAGAACGGCAAAAAUGGAGGCGGUGCAGCAGACAUCCUAUCCUUCAAUGAAAUGCUAGAUACUGCAAUCCUCACUUCCCCUCAGACUGAGGAGCUGUUUGACUUGAUUGCCAGUUCUCAGAGUCGUCGCCUGGAUGACCAGCGGGUCAACAUUAGCAACUUGCCAGGUCUCAGAAUUACCCACAACAACAUGAGCCAUCUGUGUGGUGAGGCAGAUCCCCAGGAGCCCAGCGAUGACUUCUUCAACAUGCUCAUCAAGUGCCAGUCCUCCAGGAUAAAUGACCAACGGUGCUCCCCUCCAGAUGCAGGCCCUAGGGCCCCCACAGUGCCUGACGAGGACUUCUUCAGCCUCAUCCAGAGGGUGCAGGCCAAGCGCAUGGAUGAGCAACGUGUCCAGCUCCCCUCAGAUGAACAAGAUGGGCCCUGCUCCCAUGAGGCCCAACCGUCCUCCAGUGACAACAACUAGGGGUCAAAGAACACAUCCAUUGGGAACUCUUUAAAAAAGAAAUGUACACAAUUUUAUCAAGAAAAUUGACAACCAUUCAAGGAGGGGUGUUACGAGAAGUGAAUUAGGUUGAAUGUGCAAUAGGUGAUGCUUUUCCAGUGGUCAAUACAUGUUUUAGCUUACAUUUAGAUGUGUUUAAAUCCAAUUGGAAGUUUGACUUGAGGGAAACAUUUUGACAGGGAUGAGACAUGUAAUAACUCAUAAGACACAUAUAUUUACCCUGUCAACUGCCUUAAUCAAUUUGUCUCAGGCUCACAUUAUAUUCCCAAGUGUCUGACAUUCUGUGGUCUUGAGUUGCAUGAUAAGUAUUUUAAUAUUUGUAAAUGAGUGUUUGAAGGUUUGCGUGUUUGUGUAAAUGAAUGAUUAUUGUUGAAAUCAUUGUAUUGUAUGUUAUAAUAGUAUUAGGUACAGUAUGGUUAUUGGUGACAAACUGGAACUCAAUGUUAAAGCAUCUGUUUCCAUUACUUUAAUGAAUCUAAAAACUGCAGUGGAUCAUCUUUUUUCUCAAACACUAGGCUAGAUUUGACAUUUAAACCAAUAAAGCUAUUCAUCAGAAUGUA
Messenger RNA from Hypomesus transpacificus, 2692 nucleotides. RefSeq names its product G protein signaling modulator 1b (gene gpsm1b). Gene Ontology annotation, molecular function: GTPase regulator activity; protein binding. NCBI's taxonomy places the organism in Eukaryota, Metazoa, Chordata, Actinopteri, Osmeriformes, Osmeridae. The record is from RefSeq and is a predicted model, not a curated record. The transcript is spliced from 14 exons. Bases 216 to 2093 code for a protein of 625 amino acids.